GUGGUACCGAAAUCAAGAUCAAGACACGCAGUCGGUGUGGUUUGUUGUGCAAGAUGAGCUUUUCACUUCGCUGCUUCCUGGGCAGCCCUCACCUGUGGUACCCUGUGAACCACACUGCAGUGCCCCUCCUGGGCAGCCAGAGUGUGAGAUGGAGAAAGCCGCGUUGGCUGCCGGUUGCACCAAGUAAAGAGUUCAGGGUGCCCAAGAAGCCAGACACACCCGUGGCAGAUGUGCGAGAAAUUAAACGGCUCAGUGACAACUACAAGACCAUGAUGAAAGCAGUCCGGAAACACUUGCGUGAGGAGUACAUCAGGACUGCAGACACAUCAGAGCUGGCCAUGCAGCAGGUGGCACAGGAGGAGGAGGAGCACCACCAGCUCAUGGAGUACAACAGACAGGAGAACCUACGAGUAGCAGCACUCAGGGAGGAAAGAAUUCGAAAGGAACAUGAGGCUGAAAUAGCACGAGUGGAGGCUUCGCUGGUUAAGCAGGCUCAGAUAGCAGCAGAGGCAGAGCAGGAAGCCUUGCGCAUCAUUAAUGAGACACAGGAACUUGUCAAAACCUUCAUCAAGCGGGAGGACUUGGAGAGAGCAAUAGAGGAAGCCAUGGCGAACCCUACCGACUACAAUUUUGCCCUGGACCAGGAGGGUCACAUCUUCCGGGGCCGCACCACCAAGCCCCAGGAUGCGAAGAUGGAGGAGUGGGAGCAGCUGGAGAGCAAAGUGCUAAUGUGAGGAAUGCCACUAGUCUUGCCAUCCUCCACCCUCUCAAUAGUAUCUUGUGGACCACUGCUGGCACACCUUUUUGGGGUGUUUGAAUGAGUGGUGUUUGUUUUCUCAUUAAUGGUUAGGUGUGGUAAUAACAUGUUACCUUUAUGGCUUUGUAGCCCAAUGAGUCAUGCCAGUGAAAAGAUGAUGCCAUUGUUUCAAAGUGUAAAAUACUGUACAAAGAUAAGAGUGAAAGAUUAAAUAAUAAAUACUGUUUUCUUAA
Messenger RNA from Portunus trituberculatus (swimming crab), 990 nucleotides. It is a transcript of the gene mRpS26, whose product is annotated as probable 28S ribosomal protein S26, mitochondrial. Lineage: Eukaryota; Metazoa; Arthropoda; Malacostraca; Decapoda; Portunidae. The record is from RefSeq and is a predicted model, not a curated record. The coding region runs from base 54 to 734 and encodes 226 amino acids. The transcript is spliced from 5 exons. Gene Ontology annotation, cellular component: mitochondrial small ribosomal subunit.